AUGAAGCUUUUAUCCUGGAAUGUGAGAGAGAUAGGCAAGCCUGAGAAGAGGGGAAGAAUCAAAAGGCUACUAAAAGAUAGGCACAUUGAUAUUGUAUUCCUUCAAGAAACAAAGAAGUUGGUAGUAUCAGACAAUUUAGCUAGAGGGCUUUGGGGUCAAAGGAAAAUGGAGUUUCUGUCUGUGGAUCCAGAAGGUACUGCAGGAGGGCUUUUAUGUAUGUGGGACCCAGAUGUUUUCCAAUUAUCUGGCAGCUACUGCAACAGGAGGUUUAUCCUACUUUCUGGUACAUUAUAUAACUCCUUUCAUUGUGUCCUACUUAAUGUUUAUGCUCCUAAUGAUGUCAGUAGUAGAUCCUCUUUUUGGAACACUUUACUCAAUCUUAAGGUCUACUUUUCCAACCCUUGGUGCAUGGGGGGUGAAUUUAAUGAAAUAAGACAUAUGGGUGAGAGAGUAAGUUGCUCCAGAAGAGACAGAGGCAUGCAACAGCUCAAUGAAUUCAUAGAUUCUGCAGAAUUAAAUCACCUUCCUCUUCUUGGUAGGAAAUAUACUUGGUGCAAUACUCAAGAAUCUCAGAAUUGGAGCAGAAUUGACAGGGUGUUGUUGAGCCUUGAGUGGUUAAUUCACUUCAAACUAAAACUCUGGGGGCUGCCUCGUCUUAUAUCUAAUCAUUGUCCCCUCUUAAUGAUGGAAGAUGAAAGAGAUUGGGGCCCCAAACCUUUCAGGUUUAUCAAUGGGUGGACUUUGCAUCCCAAAUUUGCAUAA
Camellia sinensis is the source of this 762-nucleotide messenger RNA. Lineage: Eukaryota; Viridiplantae; Streptophyta; Magnoliopsida; Ericales; Theaceae. The record is from RefSeq and is a predicted model, not a curated record.